CAAGCUUAAAUCAUAAAUCUGUGAGAAAGAUACAGUUUGUUUAUAAAAUGGCUUCUGAAGACUUUUAUAGUUACACAGUGCCAGGCUCAAAUGAGAAGCACAGGAGGGCUCGUAACUGGACGGAUUCGGAGAUGAAAGCUCUUGUGUAUAUUUGGGAAGAGUAUGUGACAGAGCUAAAGAAGGCAAAACGCAAUGCUAAAAUCUACGAGACAAUGGCUAAGCAACUUUACGACUUAACUGGGGAGCAUCGACACAGAGAGGAGAUCAAGAUGAAAAUUACUAACAUGACUUUCCAAUUCAGGCAACUGAAGUACACAGCAAAUGGUGGGAAUGGUGUACCUGACUGGCCAUACUACAAGUCUAUUGAGAGGAUCUUGUCAAAGAUACCAGAGCAUACCCAAAUGAGUCCACCGAAUCUCCCAACGUCUGGCCCCUCAACCUCCCAACUCGAAUCUUCUGCACCCCAAUCAGCUCCACCAAGUGGAUUUCUACCUGAGUAUACUGGUUCCUCAGAAGAUAGAGACAUCAACGAUGAGGACGAAGGUCUAACUGAGAACUCUGAAAGUUCUUUUGAGACCAGGUCACAGCCACGCAAGAAGCGACGACUGUCACAUGUUUCACUGCGACGAAAGAAGCUGCGUGUCCUUGAUGCAAUGCUGCAGGAACAACGCAGGAUAAGCCGUGCCGUAGAAGAGGCAUGUCAUGAAGUUCGCCGUGUUAUGCAUCAGCAAAACUUCCUGCAGGUGCAGAGCCUCCAGCUUCAGGAGCGAAUGAUGAACCUUCUGGAGAAGAUGAUCCCAGCUGUUCCUCAGCCUGCCCAUUCUUGGCCCAAUCCUCCAGCCUCAAAGGGUUUAGGAACACCUACAGAUGAGUGA
This is a messenger RNA of Xyrauchen texanus (razorback sucker), 875 nucleotides long. It is a transcript of the gene msantd1, whose product is annotated as Myb/SANT-like DNA-binding domain containing 1. Lineage: Eukaryota; Metazoa; Chordata; Actinopteri; Cypriniformes; Catostomidae. The record is from RefSeq and is a predicted model, not a curated record. The transcript has 3 exons. Gene Ontology annotation, biological process: positive regulation of DNA-templated transcription. Gene Ontology annotation, cellular component: nuclear body. Bases 48 to 875 code for a protein of 275 amino acids.